Messenger RNA from Aureobasidium namibiae CBS 147.97, 1224 nucleotides. RefSeq lists its product as uncharacterized. The annotation marks the transcript as partial. The transcript has 2 exons. Lineage: Eukaryota; Fungi; Ascomycota; Dothideomycetes; Dothideales; Saccotheciaceae. Gene Ontology annotation, molecular function: single-stranded DNA 5'-3' DNA exonuclease activity. The record is from RefSeq and is a predicted model, not a curated record. Gene Ontology annotation, cellular component: mitochondrion; nucleus. Gene Ontology annotation, biological process: interstrand cross-link repair.
CCAGAUCCCUUGGACACGCGAUCACCAAUUGAACGAUUUCGCACGCCUCCGAAGAAGCCCCUCUCGGUCACCGACAUAGUAUCGCCUGCCUGGUGCGAACUUCAGUACUGGUACAGCUUGACCAAGUAUGGCAGGGUUCGCCGCACCGCAGCCAUGAAGCAGGGCUCUUCGGCAGCACACAAAGUCACUGGCGCACAGGUACAAAAGGCUGUCUCUGUAGAAGUUGAGACCAAAGAAGAUGCUUUCGGUUUGAAGAUCUGGAACAUCAUACAGAACCUACGAACUCUAAGGGCCACCGGACAGGCUCGCGAAUUCGAAACAUGGGCGGUUAUCGAAGGCCAAGUUGUUAAUGGUAUAAUUGACGAGCUCAGCUACGAAUGUCCUGAUGAGCAUCUUGAGGCAGAUGUGGCUCAACAACAGGAAACAAAGCCCAAAAGAGGUAGACCAAAGAAGCAGAAGGUCGCUCCUGAGAACCAACCGAACCUGGACACUUUCUUCAGCGGCUCUCAAACAGCCAAAGACCAUGAGAAAUCGUGGCUAGGCGUUCCUCAUGCCAAUCGCAGGAUAUACAUCAAGGAUGUGAAGACUCGUGGUUCGAAAAGCAUGCCCAAAGGCGAAGCGUCUUUCCGCCCCACAUCGAUGCAGCUGAUGAUGUAUCAUCGGAUGCUUUCACUGCUCGCUUCGAACUCGGUACCAGCUGAGCAAGUCUUCGCUCGUUAUGCCCUUGAUAGCAAUGCUGCUUUCAGCGACAUGUUCCUCGCUCAGCUCGGCAGUAUUGAAUCUGAACAUGGCGCCGAAGCAGCUGAGCAAGCAGAGAUGCCUGCUGAAGACCCGAUCGAUGAGUUGCUUGCUCACAAUAGCCUCGAGAAACUCUGGACGCUAAUGAUCUCGGAAUUUCAGCUCGCAAUACCAUUCUCCACUAAACCAUCAACGCCAUCUCCCAUCGGGGAUAUUCUCAUGGCCGAAUACAGAGCAUCUGGUAGUGGUUCCGUGAUAGGAUCGAAGAGCUUUGUCUACGAUUCAGAUGUCCUAGACGCCUACCUGAAAAAGACUAUGGCUUGGUGGAACGGCGAGCGGAUGCCGAACGGCGUAGAGAUCGAAGAGGCUUUCAAAUGUCGAAUGUGUGAGUUUGCCGAAGUGUGCGGCUGGCGCAAGGACAAAGUUGAGGAAGGCAUUCGCAAGGCUAGGCUUCGCAAAGAAGGCAAGAAGAAGAGCGACGUUUGA